Messenger RNA from Phaeodactylum tricornutum CCAP 1055/1, 2446 nucleotides. RefSeq lists its product with no specific name. The coding region runs from base 143 to 1951 and encodes 602 amino acids. The transcript is spliced from 2 exons. NCBI's taxonomy places the organism in Eukaryota, Bacillariophyta, Bacillariophyceae, Surirellales, Neidiaceae. The record is from RefSeq and is a predicted model, not a curated record.
CUAGCCAGCCCGCACUGUCGGUUGGAAUUGGUUCCACACUGCCGUUGGUCAGUCUCUUGACGUCUACCGACUGUGUGUAUUCUUGGCUGUAAUCCCGCAGUACCGAAAAGGGCGGCAUCCGAUUCCGAGAGAGAGAAAUAGCAUGCGGGUUAGGCGCGGACUGCGGUGUCUGUCCGCAUUCGUCGUGUGGUUCGAUGGGACGAGUGCCUGGCGACUGUCCCCACCCCGUCCGACUCGCAAACGACCAAGACGUGACCCCGACGCGGUUCCUCCGCCAGUCAAACGGGACGUGUCUCCACCCCGCCGUCCUUCCCCCACCGCUCGGCCACCGCCGCCGUUGCGCAUGACGACGGCUCUCGGGAUUGUUCCACCCGACCCACUCUGGGAUACCAUCCAACGGGCUCGCCACUUUGCGCGUGACUCGUCGUACACGAAAUGGCCGCCCUGCAUACGACUCUUUCAUCCAUUUUCCCAAACGCUCGCUCUGCAGGUUGCCCGAGUCAUCGAAAAGUACGGAGUGGAACCUUUCGACAUUACCCUCAACGCGUGGUCCGUGGUGCCGCACUUGGAAGCGAUGGAGGCGGAUUGGUUGGCCAUGCAGAAGCUUCCGGCACAGGUUAGUUUAGAAGACGAUCGUCGGAGCAAAGAGCGCGCCGAAGUGGACGACUUGAUUGCUCGUGAAGUCGAAGUUGGCAAGGAAAAACUCCAGCAGCGACAACAGCGCAAAGCCAACCAAAGUAGCAAUAGCAAUAGUAACCACACCAACAGCGACGCCACCAAUAUCGACACCAACACCGCUAUUAAACACGCACCACACAUUGGAAGAGACUCGGACACUCUUCGGAAGGAUUCGACGGAAGAAAGCAGCAAUGUCACCGACGACGACGACGAUGGUCACCCACACCAAAAUCUGGACCGGCGAGACAAGAGUGCUCCGGCCGCAUCGUCACCGCGGGCAAUGCUCGAUCGUCAAAAACGCAUGUACGAAGAGUUCAAUGGUCCUUGUAUUGUGUGUUUGGAACCGGAUCAGGAAAGUAAAGAACGCCUCAUUGAAUUGCGUCAUCUACUCUGCCAGGAGUUGGGUAUGGAUCCCGCCUUUUCCCCAUCCUCCGCCAACGCCGAUCUCGAUACGCGACUCCCGAAAGCAGCCAAAGAAAGCGAGUUUCGACCCAUUUUACCGAUUGCCAGCUUUACUAGCGUCAACGCGGCGAUUGAUAUGGCACGCAAGCUCAGAGGGCUGUGGGAUCCGCUCACGUUUACCGUAUCCGACUUUCAAGUCAUUUCCUGCGAGGCCGGAGGCGAGCUGGACGAGUUCGGGGACAACGCUAUGCGGACCCCAACCCGCCCCCGUCCGGAUCCGUACGCGGAAAAUCGGGAAUACCAACUACGCAAAACAUCCUUUCUCUCCCACGUACAGGACCAGGAGCGCAACUUGACUCCCGACGGACAAUUUGGUUGUGACGCGCUCAUCAUGUUUCUAGGGGAAGAGCCGGAAGAAGACGAACGGGCCAGACAAAAACGAAAGCCAGACGUGCAAGUGAUGAACAGCGAUGGGUGCGAGUCAGAAGACGAAAUGAUAAUGGACGACAACAAAGGCUCCCGAGGUUUGGAGCUCUGGCUUUCCGAAGACGAUGACUUCGAUGAAGGCACCGCGGUAGCGGUUGGUAGGACUCUGUUCUUCACCGGAGAGACCCGAGAAUUUGUGGGAAUGCCGGCCACGAGCGUAGUGGACGCGAAAGACCGUAUCUUGGGCGAUGGAGUGAGCGGAGCCGCAAGACGCCGCAGCACAGUCCAUCGGUCGGGAAGCCUUUGGGAAGACGGCGAGUGGGGACGCAAAGAGGUGGACAGUCUGCCGUGGUCCAAAAUGGAGCGUGGCGCCAUGACUCGAGCACAAGAGGAAUACGCGAAAGAUGACGACAACGACGAUGCUUUGAGCGACGACGACGGCUAGCCAUAGGAUCGCAAUCGACUUGGGGUAGAAGGUGGAUUCGUUCGAAAGUUCUGCAGGUAGUAUCGCAACAGCAUGCUGCGCAGCGGCUCAUAUCGCAGAGUCUUGUGGCAUUCCAGCUACCAGAUUUGUACUCCUCCAUUGAAUGUGCGCCUUUUCGAACGACGCUUUUGGCCAGUUUCUGCGCAUCCUUUUCGUAUCUGUCUUGCUCGUGAUAGAUUUGCUCCUGGAUUGUUUGUAGGAUGUUCCCGAGUGCAACGACACGGUACCGACGGGGCUUCACCUUUCCUCAGGUAGUGUUGCUAUCUCCGGGACACGCAUACCUGGCAAAAAGAAGCGUUUCGCGUCGGGGUGAAAGUUUCGACAGUCCACUCAGUUUUCUUUGGCGGUGGGCCUCCCACCGUUUGAGCGUCAAAUCAAUCAGGUUAUCCUAUCCCACUACCAAUACAGAUAGCCCGCAAAACGUAGCCUGAAAUUAUACGGAGUUGUUAUUCGUAC